Dromiciops gliroides (monito del monte) is the source of this 4395-nucleotide messenger RNA. It is a transcript of the gene ILRUN, whose product is annotated as inflammation and lipid regulator with UBA-like and NBR1-like domains. The transcript has 5 exons. Gene Ontology annotation, molecular function: ubiquitin binding. NCBI's taxonomy places the organism in Eukaryota, Metazoa, Chordata, Mammalia, Microbiotheria, Microbiotheriidae. Gene Ontology annotation, cellular component: phagophore assembly site. The coding region runs from base 118 to 993 and encodes 291 amino acids. Gene Ontology annotation, biological process: macroautophagy. The record is from RefSeq and is a predicted model, not a curated record.
CGGGGGGCGGGGGGGUGGAGCCAGGGGAGCAGCGCCCGGCGGCGGCGGCGGCGGCGAAGAGAGGCACGGUUGUAGCGGCGGCGGCUGUCUGGGCGGCAGGGGUGUCCGGCCCCCGCCAUGGAGGGCAUGGACGUGGACCUGGACCCGGAGCUGAUGCAGAAGUUCAGCUGCCUGGGCACCACCGACAAGGACGUGCUCAUCUCCGAGUUCCAGCGGCUGCUCGGCUUCCAGCUCAACCCGGCCGGCUGCGCCUUCUUCCUGGACAUGACCAACUGGAACCUGCAAGCAGCUAUUGGAGCCUACUAUGAUUUUGAGAGCCCAAACAUCAACGUGCCCUCUAUGUCCUUUGUUGAGGAUGUUACCAUAGGAGAAGGGGAAUCGAUACCUCCUGACACCCAGUUUACAAAAACGUGGCGGAUACAAAACUCCGGAGCAGAGGCCUGGCCACCAGGGGUUUGUCUUAAGUAUGUUGGGGGAGACCAAUUUGGACAUGUGAACAUGGUGAUGGUGAGAUCGUUAGAACCCCAAGAGAUUGCAGAUGUCAGCGUCCAGAUGUGCAGUCCCAGCAUGGCAGGGAUGUAUCAAGGACAAUGGCGUAUGUGCACUGCCACAGGACUCUACUAUGGAGAUGUCAUCUGGGUGAUCCUCAGUGUGGAGGUGGGAGGACUUUUAGGAGUAACGCAGCAGCUAUCAUCCUUUGAAACCGAGUUCAACACGCAACCGCACCGCAAGGUAGAAGGAAACUUUAACCCAUUCGCCUCUCCGCAGAAGAACAGGCAACCAGAUGAAAACAACUUAAAAGACCCUGGGGGUUCCGGGCUAGGCACUAUCAGCAAAAACACAUGGGCUCCUGCUCCUGACCAAAUUGAACAAGAUCAAAAUGGACUGUCACAAAACUCUGUAAAUCUCUCCCCCAGCAGUCACUCAAACAACUUAUCGGUAGUGACUUACAGUAAGGGGUUCCACGGCCCUUAUCCUUUUGGACAGUCUUAAAACGGGUAUCAUCACGAAGAGAAAUUUACAAAGAUGGAUUGACUUUGGGGGGGGAGGGCAAGGGGUUCCUUUGGAUUCCAGACAACACAAUAUGGACCUCUGGCUCUGACUCCACAUCCUGGAUGAAGAGGAAUCUAAACAGACUAGUUUCAAGUAAACUCCGUAUGCAUGUGUGAAUGCUGAAUUGCGGGAAUGCUGAUCGAGGCUACAGAGAAGAAAUCCUCGUGGUCAAGCUGUGUUUUGGGAAAGGGGGGUGGGGCUGUUGGUUGUUGGUUUUUGUUUUUGUUUUUUUAAGGUGUCACAGGUAAUUAGGUAGCUCAGGAGGAGGAAAAGUUUGGAAACGGGAGAGAGAAAACAAAAGCCAUCUUUUAAAACAAAACUUAUUUUGCCUAGAGAGAGGCUGUUGUUUUGAGAAAAUGUUGGUUUCUUCUCCCCCCCCCCCGCCCCCACCUCAUUUUAAAAAACAGUGGCAGCAUGUGUGAUUUUUGGACUGACUGACUCCUUGCUUUGAGCAGGGAUGGAAUGGAAGCUUGAAGCAUGCAUGUGGUUUUUUUUUGGGGGGGGCGGGUAUCUGUGUGUCAUUGCAGUGAGUGUGUAUCUGUUUUAUGUGAGGUUAGAACAGGCGCUGACCUUGUGUUUUGAAUGGCAUCCGCCAUUUAAUUUUUGCUCUCCCCUCCUCCCCCCCCUCCUUUUAAUCUUGUUGAUUUACUCUUUUGGCGUUUGAAUUAGCCAACCUGUGGCUCUUGAUUAUAAGAAAACCUUUCUGAAGACCAAACUCUUUCCCUGUGUCUUCAGCAGAGGGAGCCUCUGGAACAGACCUCAGAUGAUGGAUGCUUCUAUUCAUCUGAAGGAAUCCCUGACACACAUGCACGCACGUGCACGCACUUUGAAAUCUGUAACAAGAAACAGGAUUGCUUUUCUUCCACAUUUCAUUUAUUAUAGAGAAAAAUUCUCCACAGGUGAAAUGCUAUUUAGGGGUUUUCAUGCAUUGACUUUCAACAACAGGGGAUAUGCUACAUGCCCUUUUGUUCCAACUCCCCAAAAGUGUGUAUGUUUCCUGGUGUAAUUCACCAACUAGUGUGUAGUGUGUAAGUUUUAAGGUGUCAUGUUUCUCUUUUUUCACCAAAUUCCCUUCCCUGUGUUUUCACUCAAGUCCUCCUUUGUGAUACGUUCACAGCCAGCCUGUGGAGGCUGAGCUGCUGCUGUCUGGAAAUAUUGAAACUAGAGCCGGAAGUGUAAUCAGCCAUAGGGGAGAGCCACAUUCAGUCACUUCUCAAUCUUAGAGGCCACAUUAGUCUGGAAACGAGAGGUCCUCUGGGCAGGGUGCUUUGAAGAAGUGGCUGGGAACUAGGGUUAAUGGGCCGGAGUGGGGGUGGGGGUGGGGGUGGGAGGGAAUUACAGCCAGAGCUGGGGCCCAGCUGCUGGCUGCACAUCUGUUUCAGGCUCAAAUCUCUGCAUUGCCCUAGCUGCCUGAAGGCUCUGAGACAUGCAGGAUAUGGAUAUCCCAAUGGGAAGCUUGAACCAGGCUAGAACAGCUGUCUGCCAAAGAUACAAGAAUAUGCAAAGUCCCCUUCUAGCCCCUAUCCUUCCUCUCCUCCACCCCCCCCCCCCAAACCACACUAAUAAGUCUUAGCAAAUAACCAAGUCAGGAGGGUUGUGUUGUCUCUCAGCGAGUGGAUCUGAAAUGCAGUUGCAGUAUUGUCUGCCCGUUGCCACUGCCAGGGUGGCAUUAAGCUUCCCAGACCAGAUAUGCAGCUGCAGGGGGUCCUGUAGCCUCUGUGUGUGUGUGUGUGUGUGUGUGUGUGUGUGUGUGUGUGUGUCUGUGUGUGUGUGUCUGUGUGCUUGAGUGUAUGUAUGUAUAAGGUUUUGGUAUCUCUGUUUGGAUGAUAAUUUUGAGAAUGGUCCUCCUCAUCCUCCUCUGAUACUGGUGUUUUUUGUUUUUUUUUUAAAGCAUGAUUGUAGGAGAGAGGCUUAUGUGAGAUUGUGUAGGGGUGUGUGUGACUUCAUUAUGAGAGGAUGGCCUUUUGCCUGCUAGGGGAGCCCUCGGAAUGUUAGGAGCCAGCUUGGUCAUAAGAGGGCAGUUGUAGACCAGUAUGGGUUUGGGGGUAUUGUUCAUGCUACAGUAACCAUUUUCUAUGCACAUGCUGAGUGCCUCAUCCCCUUUGCAAAGGGGGAAAUUGUGCUGGGUGACUGGUAGGCCAUGAGACUGAGUUCAGCCAGCAGAGUUCCAAGUUCUGAGAACAGAUUGUGGAAUUCUGGGGAGAGGCAUAGAGUUCUGCUUCUGCUACCAUCUUUUGCCCUUUCAAACUUUCUCCUGUGGGGUUAGGUUAUAUCCUGAGACCCAGGAAUCUUCUGCUAGUUUCUUUCUCUUUUGCUAGCCCAGAAAAUGGAAAAAUCAACAAGCCCCUCCCAGGGUGCCCUUCACUACAUCAUACUCAGGCCUAAUUUGUAUUUGAAGGAGUUGUUCCAUCCACUGUCAUAGCAAUAGGGGGGGAUUGGCCACAGAUGCCAUGUGGGCCUGACCCCUUCCCUGCAGUUGGGUGAUGGUUCUCAACUGCACACACUGAAGUCAUCUUGUGCUGUCUGGGUCAAGUUAAGCAGGACAUGACACGGUCAGCAACUCUCACGGGGUAGGUAACCAGGGCACCUGUCAGGUGUGAGUUUUUAGCUGCUGGCCUCCCCAUUUCUUUCCUUCCUUCUCGUUUGGCGAGCUGGUAGAAUGCUCCCAUUCCUUCUUUCCUUAAUUUGGAAAUAUCCCACAAUACCUAUAAAUCUGGGUGGGGCGGCCUUUCCCAUUGAAGUGUGAGGGAGACAUUUUGCUGCCCCGUCUGCAGAAUGGGAAGUAUUUUCCCCUUUUGUGACGACUCGUGGUCUACCUUAUUUAGGCCAGUGGGGAGUAACUGGGGGGCUCAGGGUGAGAUCAGUAUGUGUGGUGCGUAUGCAUGUGUUCCUUUGAGGGAAGGAGGGAUAAGAGUUGUUCGGGGGCAUUUUUGAAGUAAAUCUGUGCUUCCUUCUGGGAGGAAUGCUCCCAGCUUGGGAAAGACUCUGCCCUGACACAGUAAUACGGCCUAAGAGGAAGGGAAGGUGAUUGGGAACAGAACGUCCAGGACUUGGGCUGUGCCCUAGCACCUGCAGUGUAGGGGUGCUGGGCCCACCUGGAAAUGCACGGUGUUCCCUGCCUGGGCUUUCCUUCCUUCCCUCUGGUCAUUGGAGUAGGGUGGCAUGAGGGAGCAGCAGCAGCUCCAGGCUGUCCCCUCUGGCUAGGGUGGUGAUGCAUGUGUUGAGCGAGAGAGAAAUGGAUGAUGUGGUGGGGCCUCACAGUGCCUGGGAGGAGAUGGUGAAGAGGCUUUUCGUUACUGUAUAAAUGAAUAUUUGUAUGAUUAAAUUAACGCAAAAGAUCUA